This is a messenger RNA of Chanos chanos (milkfish), 951 nucleotides long. RefSeq names its product prohibitin (gene phb1). The transcript is spliced from 7 exons. NCBI's taxonomy places the organism in Eukaryota, Metazoa, Chordata, Actinopteri, Gonorynchiformes, Chanidae. The record is from RefSeq and is a predicted model, not a curated record. Bases 74 to 889 code for a protein of 271 amino acids. Gene Ontology annotation, cellular component: mitochondrion; membrane. Gene Ontology annotation, biological process: mitochondrion organization.
AUGCGUUCUUUACGACGUCUGUGGUGGAGGUCACAGUGAGUCGACAGAACAUUGGGACUGUCCAUUUGUUGCCAUGGCGAAAUUGUUUGAGUCAAUUGGAAAGUUGGGCUUGGCUUUGGCCAUUGGUGGAGGUGUAGUUAACUCUGCUCUUUUCAAUGUGGAUGCAGGUCAUCGGGCGGUCAUUUUUGACCGGUUUCGUGGCGUCCAGGAUGCCGUCGUUGGCGAGGGAACGCACUUCCUGAUUCCCUGGGUGCAGAAGCCAAUCGUUUUCGACUGCAGGUCCCGCCCACGCAAUGUGCCCGUCAUCACCGGCAGCAAAGAUCUGCAGAAUGUUAACAUCACUCUUAGGAUCCUGUUCCGGCCGGUAGCGGCCCAGUUGCCGAGGAUCUUCACCAGUAUCGGGGAGGAUUACGAUGAGAGAGUACUGCCCUCCAUCACCACAGAAGUACUGAAAGCUGUAGUGGCCAGGUUCGACGCAGGCGAACUCAUCACUCAGAGAGAGCUGGUGUCCAGACAGGUCAGCGAGGACCUGACCGAGAGGGCAGCGACCUUUGGCCUCAUCCUCGACGACGUCUCCCUGACCCAUCUGACGUUUGGGAAAGAGUUCACAGAGGCUGUAGAGAUGAAGCAGGUUGCUCAGCAAGAGGCUGAAAGAGCCAGGUUUAUUGUGGAGAAGGCGGAGCAGCAGAAGCAGGCCGCCAUCAUUUCGGCGGCGGGAGACUCCCAGGCCGCCCUGCUCAUCGCCAACUCGCUGGCGGAGGCCGGGGACGGGCUGGUGGAGCUCAGGAAGCUGGAGGCGGCCGAAGACAUCGCCUUCCAACUCAGCCGCUCACGCAAUGUCACCUACCUGCCCUCCGGCCAGGGUACACUGCUCCAGCUGCCUCAGUGACACACACACACACACACACACUGACACACACACACACACACACACACACUGCUCCAGCUGCC